Neltuma alba is the source of this 1537-nucleotide messenger RNA. Its product is annotated as alpha-galactosidase 1-like. The record is from RefSeq and is a predicted model, not a curated record. NCBI's taxonomy places the organism in Eukaryota, Viridiplantae, Streptophyta, Magnoliopsida, Fabales, Fabaceae. Gene Ontology annotation, molecular function: hydrolase activity, hydrolyzing O-glycosyl compounds. Gene Ontology annotation, cellular component: plant-type cell wall. Gene Ontology annotation, biological process: carbohydrate metabolic process.
UUUCAUCUCUUCUGCUUUCUUGUCCUUUCUAUUUUGGAAAACGGGCUCUGGUGGAGGAGUACGGCAACAGCAAUGGAGAGACCUCCAAGCUUUAUCUCUGAGCCGCUUCUGAUUCUCCUCCUGCUUUCUGCGUUAGCUAUCGCUUCUGCUUCCUCCAGCCUUGAGGAUCAAUUCCGGCGAAAUCUGCUCGCUAAUGGCCUCGCUCUCACUCCUCCUAUGGGGUGGAACAGUUGGAACCAUUUCGGUUGUCAAAUAGAUGAAAAGAUCAUCCGAGAAACUGCGGAUGCUCUUGUCGCGACUGGCUUGUCCAAGCUUGGAUACACCUAUGUCAACAUAGAUGAUUGUUGGGCUGAAUUGUCUCGAGAUAACAAGGGAAAUCUAGUGGCAAAGAAGUCAACUUUUCCUUCUGGAAUUAAAGCUCUCGCGGAUUACGUUCACAGCAAAGGUCUUAAGCUUGGAAUUUACUCGGAUGCAGGGUAUUUUACUUGUAGCAAAAAGAUGCCUGGUUCACUUCAUCAUGAGGAGCAAGAUGCAAGAACAUUUGCUUCAUGGGGUAUUGAUUACUUGAAGUACGAUAAUUGUAACAAUGGGGGAUCAAGGCCAACGGUUAGAUACCCCAUUAUGACUCGAGCUUUAUUAAAGGCGGGGCGUCCAAUCUUCUUUUCUCUGUGUGAAUGGGGAGAUUUGCACCCUGCUUUAUGGGGUGCCAAAGUAGGGAAUAGCUGGAGAACAACGAACGACAUAAAAGAUUCAUGGGACAGUAUGAUAUCCAGGGCAGACAUGAAUGAAGUUUAUGCUGAUCUAGCAAGGCCUGGUGGCUGGAAUGACCCUGACAUGCUUGAGGUUGGAAAUGGAGGGAUGACGACUAAUGAAUAUAUAGUUCACUUCAGUCUAUGGGCCCUUUCCAAGGCUCCGCUGCUUCUGGGUUGUGAUGUUCGAAAUAUGACUCGAGAGACUAAAAUGAUAGUUACAAACAAGGAGGUUAUUGCAGUUAACCAAGAUCCACUGGGGGUGCAAGGUAAAAAGGUUAGGAUGGAAGGUGAUAUUGAGAUAUGGGCAGGGCCGCUUUCUAAAAACAGAGUAGCUGUAGUGCUGCUCAAUCGUGGCCCCGUGCGUUACUCAAUUACUGUUUGGGACGACAUUGGCAUUCCUCCAAAAAGUGUGGUGCAAGCAAGAGAUCUUUGGGAGCACAAGACAUUGGAGAGGCGAUUUGUGGACAAAAUUAGUGCCACUUUGGAGUCGCAUUCGUGUAAAAUGUAUGUCUUGAAGCCAAUAGCGUGAGGCCAAAUGGAUGGAUGGAUGGGAGCUUGUGGCGUGUCAACUCCUCACUGGUUUAAGUUAUAGGAUUAAUGUCCCUACGUGUGUUAUUUAUAUACUUUCCUGGAAUAAGUAUAAAAAUAAUUACCAUCUCAUGUCUAUAUGGUGUUUAGAACAAUAAUUUAAAAUUUAAUCAUCUAAUAAAAUGUACUUCAUCCUAAGAUCUAGUUAUUUACCCUUAAUUACAGUUACAUGAGGAGGCUUUAUACGUUCCGAUUGA